UAAUUUUUAAAUUAAUUUUGCAGCAGACAUGAAGUUCGUAUUAAUCGCUGCUGCCGUAGUCGCCGUCGCGGUGGCUGGCCCCACUCGGUUCCUGCCGAUCCAUGUUGGCCCCGCCAUUGUAGAAGACCAGUUUGCGCCUAUCCACAUUGGCCCCGCUGUCAUCCCCGAUGGGCAAUACCAACCUAUCCAUGUUGGACCUGCUAUAAUUGAAGAACCUAGCAUCGUACCUUCUCCUAUUAUUAUCGAUGAUGGACAUAUCGUGCCAUCCCCUGUGAUCGUCGACGAUGGACCCAUCGUGCCUUCUCCUGUCAUCAUUGAUGAUGGACCCAUCGUGCCCUCCCCCGUCAUCGUCGACGAUGGUGAGUUCCACCCAAUCAAUGUUGAGCCAGUCGUCGUCGAAACCCCCGCUGAGAGCCCCACCAGUGUUCCUCUGGUGCAGAUCAUCUUGAACAUCAACACCGCCCAGAUUGCCCCUGGUCAAGCUAUCAGCAUCGAAGGAGCUGAGCCAAUUGUUCCUGGACCCAUCACCAUUGUCGGCCAGCCUGAAGUAGUCCCUGCACCCAUCACCAUCGUCGAGCAGCCUGCAGAGGUGCCUGCACCCAUCACCAUUGUCGACCAGCCUGCAGUGGUUCCUGCACCCAUCACCAUCGUCGACCAGCCUGCAGUGGUUCCUGCACCCAUCACCAUCGUCGACCAGCCUGCAGUGGUUCCUGCACCCAUCACCAUCGUCGACCAGCCUGCAGUGGUUCCUGCACCCAUCACCAUCGUCGACCAGCCUGCAGUGGUUCCUGCACCCAUCACCAUCGUCGACCAGCCUGCAGUGGUUCCUGCACCCAUCACCAUCGUCGACCAGCCUGCAGUGGUUCCUGCACCCAUCACCAUCGUCGACCAGCCUGCAGUGGUCCCUGAACCUAUCAACAUUGUCGACCAGCCCAGCCCUGUCAUCAUAGUGGACGCUUAAGAUCUGUAUAGGUCAGGUAAUAAAUAAAAUUAUACUUACCUCUAGCAUCA
Molecule: messenger RNA, 1011 nt
Organism: Ostrinia furnacalis (Asian corn borer)
Lineage: Eukaryota; Metazoa; Arthropoda; Insecta; Lepidoptera; Crambidae
Product: 36.4 kDa proline-rich protein-like
Exons: 1
Coding region: 29-961 (310 amino acids)
Source: RefSeq, a predicted model, not a curated record